GCGCCGGCGACGCGCGGGGGAGGCACCGGCCGUCGGCUAUUCUGAUCUUUUUUCGUGCCGGUGGCCAUGGACAAUGUAGUGGCAUCAGAAUCCAAGAAGCGGAGGUGUGACGAGCCCGAAUUGCAAGAACCUCCAGCGAUCAGGGAUGGUGCUGGCAGCGGAGAUGAUGUAAAUCUCGAACUCAUCAGCCGCCUCCCCGAUGAGAUCCUCGGCAGCAUUAUCUCCCUCCUUCCCAUCAAGGACGCCGCACGGACAACCCUUCUCUCCUCACGGUGGCGCCACCUUUGGCGCUCCGCCCCGCUCAACCUCUCCGUAGACCUCAACCUUUCCGUACAAGAACGCAAGUUCAUCCCCAUCGUCUCCAACAUCCUUGCCACACACCUUGGCCCAGCUCGCCGCCUCUCUCUUGACAACAUCUGCCUCCGCCAUGACCUGUACUCCAAGUUCGACAGCUGGUUCCGAUCCCCCGUGCUUGAUGGCCUCGAGGAGUUUGAGUUCUAUGGGACCAUCAUGCCACCGCGCCCGCUGCCCCCGUCUGCUCUUCGCUUCGCGCCUACCCUGCGCUUCGCCAGCAUCGGCGGCUGUGAUUUCCCCGAGAUUAAUGCUGCCCCUGCGCUUCUUCUCCCUCGGCUGAAGCACCUCAAGCUCUGGAAUGUUACCAUCUCGGAGGCAGCCAUCCACCAUCUGUUGGCUGGCUGUACUAUGCUCGAGAGCCUUCAGCUUGAGGAGCUCCAUGGGUUCAGCAGCGUCCGGAUCGUCUCACCGACUCUUCGGAGUAUUGGUGUCUCUGUUUCUUAUCGGAUUUCUGAAACAGAUAUUGUGUUCGAGGAGCUUAUCAUUGAGGAUGCACCUUGCCUUGAGAGAUUGGUUCCAUUUGGAGCAGAGGGUGGCCCGAGAAGAAUCAGGGUCAUCGCGGCGCCGGAAUUGAUGGUGUUUGGAUACCUGUCCAGCGGAAUUUCCAGAAUUGUGCUUGGAAGCAUAAUUGUUAAGGAAAUGGUCCCCAUCAGCUUGAUUGCGUCCAUGCGCAAAGUGAAAAUCUUGGUUCUACAAUCCAUUGGUCCCAAUCUGGACUCGAUUGUUGGACUCCUUAGAUGCUUUCCCUGCAUGGAGAAGCUAUACAUCCAGUCAUGUCCUUACAAAGAUAUUGAGAAUGUGCGGCAAUAUGACACACUUGAUCCUAUGGAAUGCCUUGAACUCCAUCUCAAAGUAAUAGUAUUAAACACCUAUCAAGGCAAGAGACCAGAUGUUAACUUCGCCAAGUUCUUUGUUUUGAAUGCAAAGGUGCUCAAGGUAAUGAAAUUUGGCGUCUGUGUUAGUUUCAACAAGAAAUGGAUGGCUAAUGAACGCAGGCGGCUACAACUGGAUAGGAAAGCUUCUAGAGAUGCUAGAUUUCAUUUUGAACGUGAUAGUGGAUUGUGCGAACUUUACUAUAACAAGCACAUCCAUGAUAUGUGGAUGGCUGAUCCUUUUGAUAGCUCGCUGUGUAAGUGCUGCCGACCUGUUUGAUGCCCUUUCAUGUGACGUCUGGUUGUGUUCUCCUCUAUGUUGAUCCAAACAUUUAAAUGUGUUUAUCUGUAAUGAUCUUUUGUGUACGCAA
Molecule: messenger RNA, 1597 nt
Organism: Lolium rigidum
Lineage: Eukaryota; Viridiplantae; Streptophyta; Magnoliopsida; Poales; Poaceae
Product: putative F-box/FBD/LRR-repeat protein At1g78840
Exons: 4
Coding region: 67-1506 (479 amino acids)
Molecular function (GO): protein binding
Source: RefSeq, a predicted model, not a curated record